AUGGGACUCCUUGAAACCCGCUGGAAACUCCCCCUCCACUGCUUCCAAAUCCUCCUAGUCGUGAUAGUAAUUGGAUUUACGAUCCUGCGGAUGUUCAUGAAGAACCAACCCCGGACGCGUGCAACAACAAUGGGCCUCGGCAUGGGUGCCAAAUCACUAGUCAUAAUAGCUUACCAACUCUUAACCGAAUACGUCGACAGGCUGCGCAAAUGGGCCAGUUUCAAAGCCUACACUAUUCUCAAUGCUCUGGAGAUUGUCUUCUGGGCCGCGGUCGUGUUCCUGAACAUCCAAGUGAAUGUGAAAGCAUGCGUGUCUCCGGGGUGCGAGAUGGGGUGGACUGUGAUGGUUAUUGCUCUUCUUAUUAGUGGACUCGCGGUUUAUGCUACUAUCCUGUCGUUGAAUGAGUGGCGGGAGUCAAAGGGACCAAGUCCUGCAUCUUAUAAAAUGACUGCGGGCAGUCGGAGUGAUAGUCAUAAUCCCCGCGCAGAAGCAGCUACUGCUCGAGUCCAGAAUCACCUUGUUCCCGCAGAACUAGGUGAGCCAUUCUGCGGGGCCGUCGUCCCGCGCGCGAGGGCGACCGCACGUAUGGACGCAGAUGAGCCACGAGAAGAGGAUCACCGCGGUGCCGUGCUCCUCGACCAGGCGGCUGAUGUUCGGAGCGACCAUCUGGGUGAUGGGCUACUACUGGGCGUGCUGGAGGCCGGGGCUGUGGCUGGAGCUGGGGUUGCUUCCUCCACUGCUGGUGAAGCCAAAGCGGGAAAUCCGAAACAAAAUGCCACUGUAUACAAACCCAACUCCCUCUGGACAAAGUCCUUCAUGAUCACGGCUGUCGUCCAAAACUGCUUCACAGUAGGUAUUGAAAGUUUCAUGAUCAUGGACUUUGAGAAAAACCUGGAAGGGCUUUCCGACAAUGAAGUCGCCUUUAAACCGAUUCGAACAUCCCUGGGUCUCUACACCUUCGGCCUACUGUACGAGCUCCUGUUAGUGUGGGAUGGUUUACGACACCAGAACGCAAUCCAGCUGAUUGGGCUGUGUAUAUGCAAUGUCGGCCUUGCGAUGUACGGAGUGGUUCAAGUUAAGGAAAUCAUGAUUGCUGUCGGCGUUAUGAACGAGAACUCCAACACCCACGACGACCUCUGGGGGAAAUACAAAGUCCACAUCAUCCUGGUGCCGGCGAUGAUGGCCUUCGGGUCGAUCAUCAUGUGUGUCCUGACAUGGAAACUGCACUCGGAAUUCUCCUGGGCGUUCUUCAAAAAUGUCAGCGCGGACCUAGGAAUGAAGCGUCGAUUCAUAACAUACCAGGUCUACAUCGCGCUCUUGAAAUUCGACUUCUUCUUCAUCAACGGAUGCCUUAUGCUCGUCCUUCUGAGAAUCAUCUCCGAGGAUUGGAGCCUCGAAUCAAUCAUCAGCAUGGCGUUCAUUCCUCUGUCAAUGAUCACACUCUAUCUGGCGGCGCUGUUCACCAGACGCGAGAAGACCAUCGGAAUGGUGAUUAUCAUUAUCAUCCUCUCCAUCAACAUGGCCUGUUUCGUCACUCUCCUCUGGUGGAUGAAUACCAUGAACGGUUCAGCAGACUACGGCUCCACGAAGCUAUCCCUCACGCUGCUCAUCGCGAUUACAUUGAGUCUGAUCAUGAUGACCAUCAUUACUGGUAUCAUGUGUAUGCGGAAUUUCCACAAAGGCUUGAAAGCGCAGAUUGCUUCGAGGAAGUCAAUGUUGAAAUCGAAACACGGUGACGCGGAUAAUGGCAUGCCCUUGUCGGAUAUGGAGACCCGAUUUGAUAUUGAUGACGGCGAUUAUAAAGCUGGGGUGCGAGUUCAGCCCAGGGAGAUUAUUUGA
This is a messenger RNA of Aspergillus affinis, 1839 nucleotides long. RefSeq lists its product as uncharacterized. Gene Ontology annotation, cellular component: Golgi apparatus. The transcript has 8 exons. The coding region runs from base 1 to 1839 and encodes 612 amino acids. The record is from RefSeq and is a predicted model, not a curated record. NCBI's taxonomy places the organism in Eukaryota, Fungi, Ascomycota, Eurotiomycetes, Eurotiales, Aspergillaceae.